This is a messenger RNA of Ipomoea triloba (trilobed morning glory), 2418 nucleotides long. RefSeq names its product trihelix transcription factor ASIL2-like. Gene Ontology annotation, cellular component: nucleus. The record is from RefSeq and is a predicted model, not a curated record. The transcript is spliced from 2 exons. The coding region runs from base 272 to 1456 and encodes 394 amino acids. Gene Ontology annotation, molecular function: transcription cis-regulatory region binding. NCBI's taxonomy places the organism in Eukaryota, Viridiplantae, Streptophyta, Magnoliopsida, Solanales, Convolvulaceae.
UUCAAACUUUCAUUUUAUCCAUUUCAUAAUGCGCAAUAUAAAUAAUAAUUAAUUUAAGCCGGUUUUGGCUCCCAGCGUUGAUGGAUCAGGGGUCCAAUGCCGCGUCACUAAUUUCCGGCGAGCAAACUAAACCCUAGUUUAUCCCAGGCCCGUCACAGGCUACGCCCAUACCCUUCUCUCUCUUUAUCUCUCCUCUCUUACUUUCUCUCUCUACGACCAACCACCAGAUCGGCGAUAAUCUUUACCUCCGGCGGAUAUAGAUACGGCUUUGAUGAUGGAAGACGACGAAGAUGUGCAGUCGCAGCCUUCGGAAGGGACAGGAUCUCCGGCUUCUCCUCGAUCCAACGGGAGGAUAACGGUGACGGUCGCCGCCGUUCCUCCACCGCAGAACACAAAUACCUUGACCUUGGCUUUGCCCAUACAACAGCAGUCGAAGACCUCCGGAGGAGGCGGCGGCGGCGGAGGCGCCGGAGGAGGCGGCGGCCGAGAGGAUUGCUGGAGCGAAGGUGCUACGGCGGUGCUAAUUGAAGCCUGGGGCGAAAGGUACCUGGAGCUGAGUAGGGGGAAUUUGAAACAGCAGCACUGGAAAGAUGUUGCAGAUAUUGUUGCUAGCCGUGAAGAUUAUAGCAAACCCCCAAAAACUGAUAUUCAGUGUAAGAAUAGGAUCGACACCGUGAAGAAGAAGUACAAGCUUGAGAAGGCGAAGAUCGCGGCUGGCCAAGGGCCCAGCAGGUGGACAUUCUUCGAGAGGCUGGAUCAGUUGAUUGGCCCAACAGCUAAGGGCAACAAUACCAGCGGCAGCGGUGGUGGCUUUGCUGGCCCUUCCGCGAGUAACCAGAAGGUUCCUAUGGGUAUACCUAUGGGAGCUAGAUCGGCUCCUCAGCUCAGGCAACACCAGCCGCCAUUGCAGAUGCAGCAGAAGAAUAAACAGGCAUUCCGGAGAAGGCCUCCUAUUGAUUCAGACUCGUCUGAGUCAGAGCCGGAGCCUUCCCCUGAUUCAACUGAUAGCUCUCCUCCUCCCACUUAUGAGAAAAAGAGGCCAAGGAUUCAGCAGAGGGAGCUGAUGAUGAAUUCCAGUGUAGUUAGACACACAAUGCCUAGAGGAAGAGACGGUGGCGCCACCGCCCCUGCUGCUGCAGCAAGCGGCAGUGAGAGAGAUAGGAAUUGGGCGAAUUCAGUGAGAGAGUUGACUCGAGCAAUUCUGAAAUUCGGAGAAGCUUAUGAGCAAGCAGAGAAUGCAAAGCUGCAGCAGAUGGUGGAGAUGGAAAAGCAGAGAAUGAAGUUUGCAAAGGAGCUGGAGUUGCAGAAAAUGCAGGUCUUUAUGAAAACACAGUUGGAGCUGUCACAACUGAAGAAUAGGAGGGUUGGGAGCAGUAAUCACCAUAACAAUAACACCACCACCACAGCCGCCAACAAUAACAACAACAACAACACCAACAGCUUUAGCAGUAACUAGGAAGCUGUUUAAAUUAGGUUGGUUAGUGUGCAUUUUAGGUGAAUGACUAAUGCUCAUGUUUCUUUUACUCAUUAUGAAUGUUCAUGUUGUUGAAUAGAAAUCUGUAGGAUCAUUUUAGUUUGGCAGAUCUAUGGUCAAUGCUGAACAUUGUUGUAUCAUUAUUUUACUUGUGAAACUGCAACUCGUGUAGAAUGAUGAGAAAAAUUGUAGUUCAUUAGUGAUCAAGUGAAAUUUAAUACUUUCACCAUGCUUUCUACUGUAUAUGGUAUGCAAGAUUGUCUUCUACAUGUUGUCCUUGAUAGGUUAACAAUUUUUGUGUUGUUUUAUUGAGAUGUGAAGAAAUUUCUCCAUUUUCAUUGCUGUCUUCCUCAGCUGCAAAGUUUCACAUUGCAACUCGAAUGGUGAGGAGGUAACAUGGACAAUCAUAUCCUUCCUGUGAACUUAUUACUUAUCUCAAUUUUGCAUCUUGUGUUUCUAUUUCCAGGAAAUUGCCUAGCUUUCUAUAAUUCUUGAUCUUACUAAUCUUAAAGCAUCUUUAUAUUGCACCAUGUACAGUGAGCUAGGCCUCCUUGAUACAUUUGCUUGACGAAGGCAUAUCCUUUGGAUAAGUUUGAGUUACAGGAGAAAACAAAGGCCUAGAGAAUCUCUGUCUCAGUUUUCUUCCAUUGCUGUAUGCAACUAUGCAAGAAAGGCUUCAGAGAAUUAUUGAUGACCCAUGGCGAAAUGAUUUUGAUGGAAUUUGAGGAAGAAAAAGCUUCAGGCUUCAUGCUUUGAAGGUAUUCGGCUUGUGUUAGUGAAGUCCUUUCAGUUUUUGUUUUCUUUUUCGAAAAUGUAAGGACAACUUUUUUUCUUUUUUUUAGUGGAAAAGCCUUGCUACCUGAGGUGUGCUUUGACUAAAGUACAUCUUGUGACCUUAGAUGGUAAAGGAAUACAAAGAAGUAAAUUAGUCUAUGUUGCUCAUA